Messenger RNA from Desarmillaria tabescens, 1394 nucleotides. RefSeq lists its product as uncharacterized. The transcript is spliced from 3 exons. The record is from RefSeq and is a predicted model, not a curated record. The annotation marks the transcript as partial. Lineage: Eukaryota; Fungi; Basidiomycota; Agaricomycetes; Agaricales; Physalacriaceae.
UCAUAUCUCUUUAGUUUACCACCACCAUCUGUACCGUCGUCUCAUGAAUACCAAGCUGGUUCCUUGCACAUCUGUGUGAAUGACUUCCACUUUUUUUUGCAAUCCAACUUGCUCUCUUCUUUCGCUUUCAUUCCCACACUGGACCCUGCCAUGUCAUCACACUGUUUCACGUGCCGUACCAUGCAGCAGUACCACCUACCCAUCUUGGAAGCCUUGGACAAUCCAGACUUACAUCAACAACCCGACAAACACACUACAGACCCUUGUCUAUCUCCCGUUCCCAACUGUUCAUUGUCAUCAUUGACUGAACUUGAUUCUUCUUGCUCACCUAGCCCUCAACCAAUGUCUUCGAAAUUAGAUCUCCCUACCCUCGCCAAUGUCACCUCAAUUGCUGCACUCACAUGGCUGACUCACUGUGCAGACUCCUUUGAGGCCUGGUCUGCUCUCAAUGCUGAUAAGAAGAUCAAACCCGAGAUGCAAAUACUAGUUGCUGGAUUGAAGAUGGAACAUGCUGAGGCCGCUGCUUGGUGGAAUGAGAACUGGGAGUCAUUAAAGAAGCUGGCAUCAUGGGAUGAGUUUGUCACAAAGGUGAAGGAUCAUUUUGUCCCCUCCAACUGGCGUUUGGAUGCACUUGCUGCCUUCUACUCGGUAAAGCAUGCACCUGGGACGGACUUCCAGUCUUUUGUGUCAGACCUCCAAACUGUGCGGAAUGCCCUCACGUCUGCUGGCACUGGCUACACCAUCACUGACUCUUCUGUCAAAAAUCAUCUGUUAUUCUUCAUGCAUCCCAUUUUAUCCCUUCGCGUCCACAGUACUACGGGUUUUGCGUCAGUCUAUGGAACCAUGAAGCUUGAUGCCUUGGUCAAUCUGAUGUCUACAACUUGGGUGAGCCUAAUUGCAGAGAACGUUGUUCGAAUCAAGAAUGUUCAGACUAGUGACCAAUCCCAAGCCAUUCCGACUGCCCACAUCACUUCUACCCAUCCCACAGCAUCUAUGGCUGUGUCAAACGGCUCACAUUACCCUUUUCCGGAUCUUUCCUAUGCCGAGAAAGAGGCUCUUCAGGCUUCUGGAGGUUGUUUCCAUUGCAGGAAGACCCCAUCUUUGCCGAACUGGACGCAGCACAGCGCACAUAACUGCCCUGGAGAUUCAGCUGCCGGUAUCCUGGAAAUGCCAGGCUCCUUUGUAUUAGAUGGACCCGACUCUUCGGACUCAGACUAUGACACCGACCAUGACUUUGACUAAAGAUUUCCCUCACUACCCGUUGUCUUUUGCAUCACUUUUGUACUCGCUUUUCUUUGAUUGCUAUUGUCUUCAGCCAUGUUGCAAUAUUUUGGUCACUUCUGUCCUUAUGUUCACACCCAUGAAAGAUAAUACUUUCCUUGUUCGUUUUGUCC